AGGAUUGAGGAAGUGCGUCUGGGCCCUGCAGGAGACAAGCCGGGCAGACGCUGGUCUGACCGCCAGGCCCGAGGCCGGGCCCGCUGCUGUAACCCGCCCACGGGAGCCCCCAGCCCGCAGCGCUGGCGCCGGAUCCCGCCCGCCGCAGGAUGCGACAGUCUACCAUGCUGCUCCACCAUGACUGUGUGUCCGUGUUUUAGCCCCCACACACAGUAUCUGUGGUAGUGACAACAGCAAACCUGCUUUUGGAUAUUGGCUGCCUCGAGAGUUGAUAGCUGGCAUGUCACAGAGACCACCCAGCAUGUACUGGUGUGUGGGGCCAGAGGGAUCUACCGAGUGUCCAGGAGGCGCCAUGGAGACCCAUAAUGGUGCCAGAGAUAUGGGCAGCAAACUGUCUGCGCCGGGUGAUGACUCCACAGUACGGCCCCCCAGCACAGAAGACAUUCACACUGCCUACAAGCAGAGAGACCUCUCCCGGGCCCGUGACCUGCUCAGGGAAGCUUGUGAAGAGAGUGAAUCCCAGCUAGAGAAGGGUCAGCUACUGAGCAUCUCAGCAGCCCAUGGGGAUCUGGAGAUCGUUCGAUACCUACUCACAGAGAAACAUGUAGAGCUGCCAACAGAGCCCACGGAUGACAACCCAGCUGUGGUGGCAGCACAUUUUGGACACACUGAAGUUGUACAGGAAUUGCUAGAGUCCUUAUCAGGUUCCUGCAGCACCCAGAGACUGCUGAACUGGAUGCUGGCCCUGGCUUGCCAGCGAGGGCACCUGGAGGUUGUAAAGCUGCUGGUCCUGACACAUGGGGCUGACCCAGAGAGCUACGCUGUCAGGAAGAAUGAAUUCCCCGCCAUCGUGUGCUUGCCCCUCUAUGCUGCCAUCAAAUCAGGGAAUGAAGACAUUGCCAUAUUCCUGCUACGGCACGGGGCCUUUUUCUGUUCCUACAUCCUACUGGACAGCCCUGACCCCAGCAAGCAUCUGCUUAGGAAGUAUUUCAUCGAUACCAGCACCCAGCCUAGCAGCUGCCUUGGAAAACCAGCACUUCGGGUGAGAUGGUCCCAUCUCAAGUUGCCCUGGGUGGAUCUCGACUGGCUCAUAGACAUCUCCUGCCAGAUCACAGAGCUUGAUCUCUCUGCCAACUGCCUGCCUUCCCUCCCCUCAGUCAUCCCCUGGGGGCUCAUCAACCUGAGAAAGCUGAACCUCUCAGACAACCACCUGGGGGAGCUGCCCUAUGUGCAGUCAUCUGAUGAAAUCAUCUGUUCCAGGUUACUUGAAAUUGACAUUUCCAGCAACAAGCUGUCCCACCUUCCGCCUGGAUUCUUGCACCUCUCAAAACUUCAAAAACUGACAGCUUCAAAGAAUUAUUUGGAAAAGUUGUUUGAAGAAGAAAAUGCCACUAACUGGAUCGGCCUGCGGAAGCUGCAGGAACUUGAUUUAUCUGAUAAUAAGCUGACCGAGCUCCCUGCCCUUUUCCUGCACUCCUUCAAGUCGCUCACCUAUCUGAAUGUUUCCAGAAACAGCCUGAAGGCCUUUCCAGAUCCCUGGGCCUGCCCUUUGAAAUCUUGCAAAGCCUCCAAAAACAUCUUGGAAUCGCUGCCAGAAAAAAUGGCUGUCUUUUGGAAAAAUCACCUUAAGGAUGUGGAUUUUUCAGAAAACAUGCUAAAAGAAGUUCCUCUGGGUCUUUUUCAGCUUGAUGCCCUCAUGUUCAUGAGGUUACAGGGGAACCAGCUGGUGGCACUGCCACCUCAAGAGAAGUGGACUUGCAGACAACUCAAGACCCUGGACCUCUCCAGAAACCAACUCGGCAAAAAUGAAGAUGGGCUUAAAACAAAGCGUAUCUCAUUUUUCACCACCAGAGGGCGCCAGCGUUCAGGGACUGAGGCAGCAUGUAUGUUAGAAUUUCCAGCUUUCCUAAGUGAGUCUUUGGAAGUCCUUUGUCUGAAUGACAACCACCUUGACGCAGUUCCUCCUUCAGUUUGCCUUCUCAAGAACUUAUCAGAGCUCUACCUGGGAAACAACCCUGGCCUCCGGGAGCUCCCUCCUGAGCUAGGUCAGCUGGGAAACCUCUGGCAGUUGGAUAUUGAAGAUGUGAACAUCAGCAACGUGCCUGCAGAGAUCAGGAAAGAAGGCCCCAAAGCAAUACUGUCUUUCCUGCGUGCUCAGCUGCGCAAAGCAGAGAAGUGCAAGCUGAUGAAGAUGAUCCUCGUGGGCCCCCCACGCCAGGGCAAGUCCACACUCCUGGAGAUCUUACAGACGGGGAGGGCCCCCCAGGUGGCACACAGCGAGGCCACCAUCAGGACCACCAAAUGGGAGCUCCAGAGGCCCACAGGCUCCAAAGCCAAGGUUGAGUCCGUGGAGUUCAAUGUCUGGGACAUCGGGGGCCCUGCCAGCAUGGCCACAGUCAAUCAGUGCUUCUUCACCGACAAGGCCCUGUACGUGGUGGUCUGGAACCUGGCACUGGGGGAGGAAGCUGUGGCCAACCUCCAGUUUUGGCUGCUCAACAUUGAGGCCAAGGCCCCAAAUGCUGUUGUGCUGGUGGUCGGGACACACUUAGACCUAAUUGAAGCCAAAUUCCGAGUGGAGAGGAUAGCAACACUGCGUGCCUAUGUGCUGGCACUCUGCCGCUCACCCUCAGGAUCCAGAGCCACAGGCUUCCCAGACAUCACAUUCAAACACUUACAUGAGAUCUCCUGUAAGAGUCUAGAAGGACUGGAAGGACUUCGGCAGCUGAUUUUCCACAUCACAUGCAGCAUGAAGGAUGUGGGUAGCACCAUCGGCUGCCAGAGACUCGCUGGCAGGCUGAUCCCCAGGAGCUACCUGAGCCUGCAGGAGGCAGUGCUAGCCGAGCAGCAGAGCCGCAGCCUGGGUGAUGAAGUACAGUACCUGACAGACAGGCAGCUGGAGCAGCUGGUGGAGCAGACACCUGACAAUGACAUCAAAGACUAUGAGGACCUGCAAUCUGCCAUCAGCUUCCUCAUAGAAACAGGAGCCCUGCUGCACUUCCCAGACACCAGUCAUGGCCUGAGAAAUCUCUACUUCCUUGACCCCAUUUGGCUGUCUGAAUGUCUACAGAGGAUCUUCAACAUCAAGGGCUCUCGUUCAGUGGCAAAGAACGGCGUGAUCCGAGCGGAGGACCUCAGGAUGCUGCUGGUGGGGACUGGCUUCACGCAGCAGACUGAGGAGCAGUACUUUCAGUUCCUUGCCAAGUUUGAGAUUGCCCUGCCUGUUGCCAAUGACAGCUACCUCCUGCCUCAUCUCCUUCCAUCCAAGCCUGGGCUGGAUACCCACAGCAUGCGGCACCCAACAGCCAACACCAUCCAGCGGGUGUUUAAGAUGAGCUUCGUCCCCGUUGGCUUCUGGCAAAGGUUCAUAGCACGGAUGCUGAUCAGCUUAGCUGAGAUGGACCUACAGCUUUUUGAAAACAAGAAGAAUACUAAAAGCAGGAACAGGAAAGUCACCAUUUAUAGUUUUACAGGAAACCAAAGAAAUCGCUGCAGCACAUUCAGAGUGAAGAGAAAUCAGACCAUCUACUGGCAAGAAGGGCUGCUGGUUACCUUUGAUGGAGGCUACCUCAGUGUGGAAUCCUCUGAUGUCAACUGGAAAAAGAAAAAAAGUGGAGGAAUUAAAAUCAUCUGCCAGUCAGAAAUGAGGGACUUCUCAGCAAUGGCGUUUAUUACAGACCAUGUCAACUCCCUGAUCGAUCAGUGGUUUCCUGCCCUGACAGCCACAGAAAGUGAUGGAACACCACUCAUGGAGCAGUAUGUGCCCUGCCCAGUCUGUGAGACAUCCUGGGCCCAGCAUGAAGAUCCAAGUGAGAAGUCAGAGAGCGUACAAUACUUCGAUAUGGAAGACUGUGUGCUGACAGCUAUUGAGCAGGACUUCAUCGCCUGCCCCAGACACCCAGAUGUCCUAGUGCCACUACAGGAGCUAGUCCCAGAGCUGUUCAUGACUGACUUCCCAGCCAGGCUCUUCCUGGAGAACAGCAUGCUGGAGCACAGUGAGGGUGAAAGCAGCAUCCUGGGCCAAGGUGGCAGUGGCACAGUCAUAUACCGGGCCCGGUACCAGGGCCAGCCUGUGGCUGUGAAGAGAUUUCAGAUCAAGAAGUUCAAGAAUUCUGCUAAUGCCCCAGCAGACACCAUGCUGAGGCACCUGAGGGCCAUGGAUGCCAUGAAGAACUUCUCAGACUUCCGGCAGGAGGCCAGCAUGCUUCAUGCCCUGCAGCACCCCUGCAUCGUGUCACUCAUUGGGAUCAGCAUUCACCCACUCUGCUUUGCCCUGGAGCUCGCCCCACUGAGCAGCCUCAACACCGUGCUUUCUGAGAAUGCCAAAGAUUCUUCCUUUAUGCCCCUGGGACACAUGCUCACCCAAAAAAUAGCCUACCAAAUUGCCUCGGGCCUGGCCUACCUACACAAGAAGAACAUCAUCUUCUGUGACCUCAAGUCAGACAACAUCCUAGUGUGGUCCCUGGACAUCAAGGAACACAUCAACAUCAAGCUCUCAGACUACGGCAUCUCACGCCAGUCCUUUCAUGAGGGCGCCCUGGGUGUGGAGGGCACCCCCGGCUACCAGGCUCCAGAGAUCAGGCCUCGCAUUGUGUAUGACGAGAAGGUAGAUAUGUUCUCCUAUGGGAUGGUGCUGUAUGAGUUGCUUUCGGGACAGCGUCCUGCACUGGGCCACCACCAACUUCAGAUUGCCAAGAAGCUGUCCAAGGGCAUUCGCCCCGUUCUGGGUCAGCCAGAGGAAGUACAGUUCCAUCGACUCCAGGCGCUCAUGAUGGAGUGCUGGGACACAAGGCCCGAGAAGCGCCCACUGGCUUUGUCUGUGGUGAGCCAGAUGAAGGACCCAACCUUCGCCACCUUCAUGUACCUGCUGCCCUGCGGGAAGCAGUCAGCCUUCUUCUCCUCCCAGGGCCAGGAGUACACCGUGGUGUUCUGGGAUGGGAAAGAGGAAUCCAGGCCAUCAUGCCAACUUAGGGAGCGAGGUGGCACCCUGACCACCAGGAACAGACCACAUGUUGUUGCCAACCACAGGAAUUACACAGUGGUGAACACAGAGAAGGGCCUUCUGGAAGUGCAGAGGAUGACCUGUGCUGGGAUGAAGCUGAGCUGCCAACUCAAGGUCCAGAGCUCAGUGUGGACAGCCACCGAGGAUCAAAAAAUCUACAUCUAUAGCCUCAAGGGCAUGUGCCCAUUAAGCAUGCCCCAGCGGGCCCUGGACACACCAGCCAUUGUCACCUGCUUCUUGGCAGUGCCCAUUAUUAAAAAGAACUCCUUUGUGGUGCUGGCAGGCCUGGCUGACGGACUUGUGGCUGUGUAUCCUGUGAUACGGGGAACCCCAAAAGAAAGCUGCUCUUACCUGUGCUCACACACAGCCAACAGGUCUAAGUUCGGCAUCCCGGAUGACGACUCACGGCAGAACCCUUACCCAGUGAAGGCCAUGGAGGUGGUCAACAGUGGGUCUGAGGUCUGGUACAGCAAUGGGCCGGGCCUUCUCAUCAUUGACUGCCUAGCCCUGGAUAUCAGCAGGCGGCUGGAGCCCUACACAGCCCCCUCCAUAGUCACCUCAGUUGUGUGCAGUUCAGACUGCAAAGGGGAGGAGGUGGUAUGGUGUCUAGAUGACAAGACCAAUUCCUUGGUGAUGUACCAUUCAGCCACCUAUCAGUUGUGUGCCCGAUACUUCUGUGGGGACCCCAGUCCCCUCAGGGACAUGUUUCCUGUGAAACCCCUGGGCCCAGAAGCCCCAGACACGCACAUAACUACCCCAAAGGAGCCUGAGGAGGAAUGCAUUGCAGAUGUGACCAUCAUGUACAGCGAGGAGCUGGGCACGCAGAUCCUAACACACCAGGACUCAGUCACUGACUACUGCUCUAUGUCUUCCUACUCUUCAUCCCCACCUCACCGAGAUCCCAGGUCCCCUUCCAGCCUGCCCAGUUCCCCAACCAGCUAUUCCAGUGUGCCUUUCUCCACUGAUUACGAGCCCAGUGUCACCUCUGACAGGUCUGAUCAUGACCUGACCCCCAUGGAUGGGGAUACAUUCAACCAACACCUGCAGGCAGUGAAGGUCCUUGCUGUUAAAGAUCUCAUUUGGGUCCCCAGGCGUGGUGGAGAUAUUAUUAUUAUUGGUGUGGAGAAGAAUUCGAGUGCCCAGCGGGGCCGAGUCAUUGCUGUAUUAAAAGCACGAGAGCUGACUCCACAUGGGGUACUAAUGGAUGCAGCAGUGGUGGCAAAGGAUACGGUGGUGUGCGGCUUUGCAAAUGAAAACACAGAGUGGUGCCUGGCUGUCUGGAGGGGCUGGGGCACCAGGGAGUUUGACAUCUUCUACCAAUCGUAUGAAGAGCUGGGCCGGCUGGAAGCUUGUACACGCAAGAGAAGGUAAUAGCUGUGGAAGGGCCUGUGUGGAGCCAGCAGGCCCAUUGCUGCUGCCUGACCCCUCCACUACAGCUCUCCAAGGGCUUAGAAGACAAUGGAGUUCUCUCCCAAACCUGUGCUGCUAAGAAGAGAUGAGAAGCUAUUGGCCUGGUAGUGUUUGGGGAGUUCUCAGGUUCUGUAGAGCAGUUAGCUGACUAGCUGCUCCUCUUAUUGCUGAUUUUACAGCCCAAGGAAAACUACAAGGUCUUAUUGAGAGAGGCCUCCUCCUACCUCCUCCAUGGGAUUCCAGGAGCGGGGGAAGGUGACCCCCAUUCUAGGACUUCUUGGCAUAAUGAAGGGGCCCAUCCAUUUUCAUCUUCAGGCCUCAGAUGGAAUUACACUAGAGACUCUCACUUAAGGAGCAGUUCAGGGAAGGGUGGGAAGAGGGCUGUGACCCUUGGCCCUCCUCUCCCGAAGACCCCAGGCUCUCAGCCCAUAUCACAAGGCCUUGAGCCCCUGGAGUGUGGGGCCCAGCUUGGGCAAGCUGAGAUCAAAUGUCUGCUGCUUGGCAAAGGCUCUGUGUGGGAAACCCCCAGAAGGACCCUGGGCAAGGAGCAUUGCCCAAUAAUGGGGAUGAAUGGGCUCCUUUAAGAGCCACCACCGGAAAGCCCAGUACAAGGGCGCCUGUUCCCUUUACAUUCUUCUCCACCAACAAAAGGAAGGAGAAACCCAAUCAGUGGGCCUGGAGAAAGGGCCUGUGUUUAUAGCUUGCUAAAAUAAACUUAGACACAGCUGGAGCACAAGCCCUGUUUGUUUGCAUAUCAUAAUCUUGUUUAUCACUUUAACAAAUUAAGUACUAUCUCAGUGGUUAGUCCUGGUUGUGAAAUCCCAUCGUAUAGGACUUAUACUGAAUUAUGUAUUUGCUAAACAUUUACUGCCCACAUGGACAGCAGAUGAUGAAAAGUGAAAUUGUUAACAGGGUAUAUGGGUACAACAGGGAACAUUUUAUAAAUUAUGUGCACACACGUGUACACACAUCUACAUCUUUGCCAAGAGUCACUCUUGGAGACUGCUUAACCUAGAACUCAAAUUUGAACAUGAGGUUGAGGUUGUACUUAGCUCGUGUUGUUGAACCUUUUCUGGAAUUAAAUUAUAAAAGCCAAACUUAAGAUUUGCGGGGAUGUGCAGACAGAUGCAACUCCUUUUAUCUGAAAAUAAACAGACUCUCAAGAAUGAAA
Molecule: messenger RNA, 7580 nt
Organism: Nannospalax galili (Upper Galilee mountains blind mole rat)
Lineage: Eukaryota; Metazoa; Chordata; Mammalia; Rodentia; Spalacidae
Gene: Lrrk1
Product: leucine rich repeat kinase 1
Exons: 34
Coding region: 281-6370 (2029 amino acids)
Biological process (GO): protein phosphorylation
Molecular function (GO): protein kinase activity; protein binding; ATP binding
Source: RefSeq, a predicted model, not a curated record